Messenger RNA from Corythoichthys intestinalis (scribbled pipefish), 2388 nucleotides. RefSeq names its product serine incorporator 1 (gene serinc1). Gene Ontology annotation, cellular component: membrane. The record is from RefSeq and is a predicted model, not a curated record. Lineage: Eukaryota; Metazoa; Chordata; Actinopteri; Syngnathiformes; Syngnathidae. The transcript has 10 exons. Bases 132 to 1511 code for a protein of 459 amino acids.
ACGCAUCUAGCGCUACAUUUAUGUGAUCUAUAUACAAGCCAACACUAGUACACCAUCGGCCAUCUUCUGUUUAGGAACUCGCAGUCGCGGACAUCUACGAACCGGAGAGAAAGGAGUAAACAUCAACCAUCAUGGGAGCCGUUUUGGGGUUGUGCUCCAUGGCGAGCUGGAUCCCGUGUCUUUGUGGCAGCGCCCCCUGUCUGCUGUGCCGCUGCUGCCCCAGUGGAAACAACUCGACGGUGACUCGCCUCAUUUAUGCGUUUUUCCUUCUUCUCGGAGUGGGCAUCGCUUGCAUCAUGCUGAUGCCAGGCAUGGAGGAACAUUUGAAGAAGAUUCCAGGAUUCUGUGAGGGAGGAAUGGGUUCAUCCAUUCCUGGCGUCAAGGGUCACGUGAACUGCGACGUGCUGGUUGGCUACAAGGCUGUGUACCGCGUUUGCUUCGGAAUGGCCAUGUUUUUCCUUCUCUUUUCUCUGCUCAUGAUCAAAGUCAAGAGUAGCAAAGACCCCCGAGCUGCACUACAUAAUGGGUUUUGGUUCUUCAAGUUUUUAGCUGCUGCUGGCAUCACCAUUGGAUCUUUUUUCAUCACAGAGGGUCCAUUUACGACCGUGUGGUUCUACAUCGGUAUGGCAGGCGCGUUCUGCUUCAUCCUCAUCCAGCUGGUUUUGCUCAUUGACUUUGCCCAUUCCUGGAAUGAGUCCUGGGUGGAGAAGAUGGAGGAGGGUAAUUCACGCUGCUGGUAUGCAGCCCUGCUGUCAGUCACCGCACUCAACUACAUGUUUUCUCUGGUGGCUGUGGUCCUGUUCUACGUCUAUUACACCCACUCUGAUGGAUGCACCGAGAACAAGGUCUUCAUCAGCAUCAACAUGCUGCUCUGUCUCGGUGCCUCGGUCAUUUCCGUCCUGCCUCAGAUCCAGGAGUCCCAGCCCAGGUCUGGCCUGCUGCAGUCCUCCCUGGUGACCCUGUACACUAUGUAUUUGACAUGGUCCGCAAUGACCAACGAGCCUGAUAGGAAGUGCAACCCCAGCCUCCUGGGUAUCAUUGGGCUGAACACCACCACCCCUGCAGGUCAGGACCAUGUUGUUGAGUGGUGGGACGCCCAGGGCAUUGUGGGAUUGAUCCUCUUCCUUAUGUGUGUUUUGUACUCAAGUAUUCGUAACUCAUCCAACGCUCAGGUGAACAAACUGACUCUGCGGACGGAUGAGUCCGCUCUGAUCGAAGACGGGCCUCAGCCUGAGAGCUUGGAGGAGGGCAGUGGAGCGAACCGUGCUGUGGACAAUGAGAAGGAAGGAGUCACAUAUUCCUAUUCCUUCUUCCACUUCAUGCUGUUCCUGGCUUCACUCUACAUCAUGAUGACGCUUACCAAUUGGUACAGCCCCGACUCCAAUUAUGAGGCCAUGACUAGCAAGUGGCCCUCUGUGUGGGUGAAGGUCUCCUCCAGCUGGAUUUGUAUCGCUCUCUAUGUUUGGACGCUGGUGGCUCCACUGGUCCUGGUCAACAGGGACUUUGACUGAAUCAUAAGUGCUCACACUACAUAGUAGGGGUGGAACGGUUAAAAAAAAGUGCUGUUAGUUUCUUGUCAUGCUAGUGGCAACAAGUGACACAAUUUAUUUUUCCUUUUAACAUCCAAUCAAUAAACAUUUGUAAUGUGUGCCUGCAAAUGCAGCAAUUGAACCCGACUUUAAGCUACACUUCACUGGUUCUUUAAUUUACUCUGCCACAUUGGUUAAAAAAAGCGUGUUUUUAAACCGUUCCACCCCUAAUAUGUUGCUGUUGUCAGCUUCCUGUGUUUUGUUUUUUUGCACAGCCCGUAAAGAGUAGGUGGCAGCAUUAAUAUUGGCUUCGAUGUUACCUUUUUAACCUUUCGGUGUUCCAUCACUAAUUACAGCGUAGUCCCAUGUGCUUCUCACUGUGGCGCUUCAACAAUAUCUACUGGUUCCUAUUGUAAAUACCUCACUCGUGUUUUAUUUAAACAAUUGCAUGCUUUUUCUGUAAAAGUGUUGUGACAGCUGCUUAAGAAUUUGAUUUGAGGGAUGUCACUAAAAAAAUAGCCUUGAAUAGCCUCUUCUGUCAAAGUAUAUUAAGAGAUAACCCGGAAUUUUAAAUAUAUGUGUCCCAAUACUUAAGUCCAGAUAUGUAUUUCAUUACAAACCUGUCGUCACAUCUCCAGGGCUGUCGAAAUGAUUCCAAUGCAUUCCUGUUUCUGAAUGGCUCGGUGGUUUGACUAUGUAUGAAACAAGCAUUUUGACAGAAAUUUUGGUGUUUGCUAUCGUUCUCACAUUUUGCACACGCUCCCUGUUUGGACUAUAGCCUCUGAUUUUAUCCAAAAUGAGUUUUGAAAUUGUAAGUGUAUUGCAACUGAUUUAAUAAAACAAGAAGUUGAAAAAUGAA